GUGUGUGUGUGUGUGUGUGUGUGUGUGUGUGUGUGUGUGUGUGUGUGUGUGUGUGUGAUCACAGCAGGCGGUAUGUGGGCCACCCCUCAGACCAGACCUCAAAUGUUGUCUCAUAAAUAAGCUGUGACCUCGGGUUGGGAGCGACUCCACUCUAAUAUUUUGUAUAUGUAUGACUAGCAGCAGGCUAUAAGUAUAUAGCUCUGCUACAGCGCUGUGGUCUGCCUCUAUAGGCUCAGAGUGGCUUGUUUGAAGGCAUAAGACAUUAGGUCGAAGAAUCAUGGGACAGCGCCUACUAACCACACAGACGUGUGUGGAUUACGAUGAAUACUACGUUAAAAGCGCUCCUGCCACUCAUUUGCAGCAUUUGUAAAAUAUAGAUUUUAGGACUUCGAUCAUCUCAAUAAAAGAUGAAAUGAAUGAAUAAACCUGUUUUGGAUGUAUGGACGACGCCGUGUAGACGCUUGGAGCGCUUAUUUAAUAUUUGCGCGGUGGUCUUGUUUGAGUUGAACUCCGUGCGUCCGUCGCGCUGUGCUCAAGUGCUGCUUCCCCGCUGUUUGAAAACACUCCGCUGGAUCCAGGAGCCUCAAGCAGGGGCACGCAGGAAAGGAUUUGGAUCUCUGGUCCGGUGUGAAACAAACGAGAGGAAUAUCGAUCGUCUAAUUCCUCUUAGAGCAGUGCGGUUGUGUUGUGGUGGACGUCUAUGUUGUAAUUUAUUUCAACACCACGGGAAAACUUAGUCCUCCUGCCCGUCCCUGAUUUCCAUUGUUUUUCCUCCCAAUGCAUAUCGCUUAUAUAGUCUGAAGUGCAAAUACUAAGGAAUAGAAACUGCAAGCGACGCCUUUUUCAGCCCACGGUGGAUAUUUGCAACGGGAUUGGGAGCAAGCCCCGGUUUCUUUUUUUUUUAUGCGUUGGGGUGUAAUCGCUUGCAUUUGGGAACUGGCACACGAGCAAGGAGAGAGACUGGGACUGAUGCUGAGGAAGAGACACACAAGGGGCGACCAGAGCGGCUGAAUUAAAACCCAUCACAAGCUCCACACUCCGCCACGGAAACAUGAAGGAGAAGAAUUUGAUCGAGACCGCAAAAAUGCAAGGCAACAUGAUGGAGCUGGUUGGCAGUAACCCCCCCCAGAGGAACUGGAAGGGGAUCGCCAUCGCCCUGCUUGUCAUUCUGGUCAUCUGCUCUCUCAUCGUCACCUCCGUCAUUCUGCUGACACCAGGGGAGGACGACAGCCUUGCUCUCAAGGCCAAGCUGACGGUGGCAGACAUCUUUAAGAAGGACUUCAAGGUGUACGAGCCCAAUGCCAAGUGGAUCAGCAGCAAUGAACUCCUGUAUCGAACCCGAGAGGGUGACGUUGUCAAGUUCAACGUGGACACCCAAGAGAGGGUCGUCCUGGUCCACAACAAGAAGUUUGAGAUGUACAAGGCGAGCCGCUAUGAGGUGUCCCCCGACAUGAAGCACGUGCUGCUGGCCUACAACGUAGCCCCGGUAUACCAGUAUUCCUACACAGCCUUCUACAUCAUUUGCAGCCUGGAGACUCCGGAGACCUGGAACCUCAACCCUCCAGAAGUGAGGAACGCCCAACUGCAGUACGCCGGCUGGGGACCCCACGGCCAGCAGCUGAUCUUCAUCUUUGAGAACAACAUCUACUACCGCUCCACGGUGGAGAGUCGCUCCAUCCGCCUGGUCUCCACUGGCAAGGAGGGCGUCAUCUUCAACGGCCUCAGCGAUUGGCUGUAUGAAGAGGAGAUCUUCCAGUCCCACAUCGCCCACUGGUGGUCACCCGAUGGCGCCAGACUGGCUUACGCCACCAUUAACGACACGCUGGUGCCCAAGAUGGAGUUACCCAUGUUCACCGGGAUCCCGUAUCCCACAGGGAAGGAGUAUCACUACCCCAAGGCGGGGGAAGAGAACCCAGUCAUCACCCUGUACGUGGUGAACCUCCACGGGCCUCUUCACACCAUUGAAAUGAGGAGACCAGAAGACCCUAGAAUGGGGGAGUUCUACGUCACCAUGGUGAAGUGGGCCACCACCACCAAACUGGCCAUCAACUGGCUGAACCGGGCACAGAACAUCUCCGUCCUCACGCUGUGCGAGGCCACCACCGGGGUCUGCACCAAGAAACACGAGGACGAGAGUGAGGGCUGGCUCCAUAGACAGAACGAGAAGCCCCUGUUCUCCAAGGACGGGCUGAAGCUGUUCUUCACCAGGGCCAUCCCUCAGGGAGGGAGAGGGAAGUUCUUCCACGUCUCCAUGUCCAUAACCCAGGCCAACACCAGCACUGACACCUUGCAGUCCAUCACCUCAGGGGACUGGGACGUGACGCAAGUCCUGGCGUAUGAUGAGGACAACCAGCUGAUAUACUUUCUUAGCACAGAGGACGACCCCAAACGAAGACACCUGUACAGCGCAGACACCGUUGGAACCUUUAACCGUCGCUGUCUAUCAUGUGACUUCCUGGAUGGGUGUGGCUACGUGACGGGCUCCUUCAGCCUCAACAUGAGCUACUUCCUGCUCAAUUGCCAAGGUCCCGGCAUCCCGUUCGUGGCGGUCUACGACACACAGGACCGGCAGAAGGUGUACGACCUGGAGACCAACGAGAACCUCCAGCGGACCCUGGACUCCAUGCAGAUGCCCCGGGUGGAGUACAAGGAGAUCAGCAUAGAGGACUACACACUGACUAUGCAGAUCAUUAAACCUGCCGGCUUCAUGGAAACAUCUCAUUACCCCCUGCUGCUAAUGGUCGACGGCACCCCCGGUGGCCAGAUGGUGUCGGAGCGCUUCGACAUGGACUGGCCCGCCGUGCUGGUGAGCAGCUUCGGCGCCAUCGUGGUGCGCUUCGACGGGCGGGGCAGCGGCUUCCAGGGGACCAACCUGCUGCACCGGGUCCAGAAGAAGCUGGGCCUGUUCGAGGAGCGGGACCAGCUGGAGGCGCUCAGAAUCAUCUCAAAAGAGCCUUUUGUUGACAAGUCGAGAAUCGGUGCAUUUGGAAAGGUGUACGGGGGCUACGUGACCAGCCUGUUGCUCAGUGCUGAAGAGUCUCCUGUCAAAUGUGGAGCCGUUCUCUCUCCUAUCACUGACUUUGAAUUAUACGCCUCCGCGUUCUCUGAGCGGUACCUCGGUCUGCCCAAGCCGGACCCCAGGGCGUACACGAACACAAAUCUGGGUCAUCGAGCUUCGCAGUUCAGCGACAAACGGUUUCUCAUCGUCCACCCGACCGCCGACGAAAAAGUCCAUUUUCAGCAUACAGCCAAAUUCAUCGCCCAGCUUAUCAGUGAAAGGGCAAACUAUACGUUACAGAUUUACCCGGACGAGGGCCACUUCCUGCCCGGGGACGCCACGCGGCUGCACCUCAGCCAAUCCCUGGUCAACUUCUUCGAGGAGUGCUUCAGACUACCGGACAAGCUGUUCGAGGAGACCUUGGAGGAGGAGGAGGAGAGCGAAGACGAGGGUUAGUUAGCCCUGCACCGCACUCCUCCUCUUUGGACCUCCCGUCGACACCACCACGCACGACCCGCAGACCAACCUCCACAUCACGGCCACCAGUUGCAACCCCCCCCCCCCCCCCCCACCUCCAGCCCCUUCGUCCUGCUCUGCUCCUCCCUGUCACUUUGUCCCUCCUCAGACUGCCCGUUACAGCAGCAGACGGCCAAUCUCACCAACGUCCUCCCUCCGCCGUUCCCCUCGCUAUCCAUCUCUCUCUCUCUUUUAUAAUACUGCACAGACUCCAAGGAAGCAUCCCCCCCCCCCCAUCCAACAACGAAUCUCAACCCAUGUUGGAUUCUGCUGAAUACGUCGGUUACACUUAAGUUCCAGAUGAGUGAGCAUCUUUCGGCCCACUCUUGGUCUGAUUCACACAAUCGGGAAAAAGACCAUCGCAUCACCUCACUUGAGAGAGAGAGAGAAAGAGAGAGAGAGAGCUCAGUUUCCGCUCAGUCAGGACUUCGGUCUGAUGGCUAAACUAAAGAAAUGAACUUUAAACUUUUAGAGCACAAACUUUGUCAAUAUGGAUCCUCUAUUUGAGCAAAGAUAAUGAAACUGCUUCACACGGCCAGUGGUAGAGCUGGAAAACCUUGCUAUUUUUAAAGUUGUGAAGAACUUUGAUGUCGGACUGUGGUUAUGUCUCUUGUUCUUACGGUAUGUAAAUUAGCACAGUGACAAACAAAAAAACAACAACACUUGGCUUUUUUCCUUUUUGGUAUACCGAUGUUUCCGCUCCAUGUUCGUAUAACUGCGUAGUUUCGUUAUUGUAUUUCAGUGUUGACGGAUAUGGCAACUGUCAAAAAAAAAAUUGGGGAGUAAAAAAAACAAGACAAGAUCAGUCCAAAGCUUCAAUCUUGUUUCUGAGGUUGUUAUUUCACGAAUCAUUUCAUGGACGUUUUGAAUCGUUUUUUACUUUCGUUUGUGGGUGAAAAAAAAAACAUGAAUUUUUUUGCAGGUCACUGUGCCUUACUUUGGAAACAGUUUCCCUCCGAGAAACAUACAAACACAUAUUCUUUCUAGGUUCAGAAGGUCAUCGCUGGAGCUUAUUUCAGUCGUAUCAACCAUUCCAUAUAAGAAGUUCCUAGUUCCUUGUUAAAGUGUGUGGCACAAGCCAGUGGUUCCCAAACUAUGUAAAACACAGUUAUGUUUGGUUUUCAUAACUGUUUUUAAGUUAUGUAAAUGUAAAAAUAUAUUUCGAAACGUUUUCCAAGGAUAAUGUAUGAAAUAUGAGGGAGGGGGGGGGGGGGGGCUGAAAAAUGAUCCUGUGCUAUCAACGACAAACUUGUUAGGGAACUACUGCUAUAUUCCCACAAUCCCUUUCAUUGUGGGCCUGUUAGCUGCAACGCUACACAAAGACAUAGCAUAUCUGCAUGCAUUGUUGUCCUUAACAAAUGGGUACAACGUUGAUUACAAGUCAUGCUUAUCCACCAUGUAUAGAAGCUACAUAUUAAGUACUUUACUAAGGCUUAGUCACACGAUCCGGUCUAACUCACCACCGCCCCCACUGAGAAUCAGUUGAGCCCAGACACUAGCAUUAACACCACAUACAAGAUUUGUGUAUAAAGAGGAGGGAGUUGACAGUUGGAGAACAAAUAUAAUGGCCAUCAUACAAAAUGGUGUUUGCUUACUUUUUAUAUGUGUAUAUAAAUGUUUUUGGGGUCUUUGUUUUCUUUUUUACAUUUGAAUGCUUCUUGCCAUUGUUUUCGCUGCAUGUGUAAAGCAGUCAUCUGCAGUAACAUCGUUGGUCGCCUAUGUUUCCCUGUAGCCAUUUUGACAUCUUGAAUGUGCCCCCCCCCCCCGGUAGUACCAUGAUUUGAGGUCCCACUUUCAUCUGCUUGAUGUGUAAAUGUUACUCAAAUAUUUUAUUCUAGAAAAAGAAAAGAACCGAAAAAAACAGUGUCCAUGGAGUGUUAUUUGUGCGUGCGGCAUUUUGGGGACGUUUACACUUCAGUCCCGUCUCCCGGAACGCAGUAACCGAGUGAGGAGACGAGACUUUUGAGAUGAGAACCGCGUGGGAUUCUGUUGGACUCUCCCGUGUCGCCGGCGGAAGGACUUUUAAAAGACGCUCUUCGUUGCAUCCGAACAAGACAGCGGGGACGGAAGAACGGCAGAAAUGCAGCAUGAAGGUCAAUGUUAGAAUAAAAGGAAAAAAA
This is a messenger RNA of Gadus morhua (Atlantic cod), 5634 nucleotides long. RefSeq names its product dipeptidyl-peptidase 6a (gene dpp6a). Gene Ontology annotation, molecular function: potassium channel regulator activity; serine-type peptidase activity. Bases 1052 to 3454 code for a protein of 800 amino acids. NCBI's taxonomy places the organism in Eukaryota, Metazoa, Chordata, Actinopteri, Gadiformes, Gadidae. The transcript is spliced from 26 exons. The record is from RefSeq and is a predicted model, not a curated record. Gene Ontology annotation, cellular component: plasma membrane; voltage-gated potassium channel complex. Gene Ontology annotation, biological process: regulation of potassium ion transmembrane transport; proteolysis.